Molecule: messenger RNA, 1297 nt
Organism: Fusarium verticillioides 7600
Lineage: Eukaryota; Fungi; Ascomycota; Sordariomycetes; Hypocreales; Nectriaceae
Exons: 5
Coding region: 77-1078 (333 amino acids)
Biological process (GO): tricarboxylic acid cycle
Cellular component (GO): succinate-CoA ligase complex (ADP-forming); mitochondrion
Molecular function (GO): succinate-CoA ligase (ADP-forming) activity; succinate-CoA ligase (GDP-forming) activity
Source: RefSeq, a predicted model, not a curated record
AGCGGCACCUCGCAUAAGGUAUCAUCUUUCCAUGUAAUUUUUCUCUGCAUGCUCAGUUGGAGGUAACACACUUAGGAUGAUAUCAUCACGGGUUUCCCAUCAUCUUCGUUCUACGACAAACAUUCUCAGGACGGCGAAAUGCUUCUCUUCGUCCUCAACUCAUACAAGUCCAUACGAUAGAACAAUACGGAACCUCAAAAUAACAGACCAGACUCGAGUUAUAUACCAAGGCUUCACAGGCCCAGUGGCAACCAUAAAUGCAAAAGACACGAUAGAUUAUGGAACAAAAGUUGUCGGAGGAGUCUCUCCAGACAAAGGUGGCCAGACACACCUUGGCCUACCAGUCUUCAGCACCGUCAAAGAGGCGAUGAAGGAGGUCAAACCAGACGUCAGCGCGGUCUUUGUCCCAGCAAAAUUCGCAGCCACAGCAAUUCUCGAGGCGAUUGAAGCAGAGGUUCCCCUCGUUGUCUCUGUAGCAGAACAUGUGCCUGUUCACGAUAUGCUUCGGGUUCAUGAGGUCCUGAGAACACAGUCCAAGACCCGACUGGUAGGUCCCAAUUGUCCUGGCAUAAUCUCCCCGAACCAGUGUCGUGUAGGCAUAAUGCCCUACAAGCAGUAUACUCGCGGCUGUGUCGGUAUAGUGUCCAAAUCAGGUACAUUGAGCUACGAAGCUGUUGGGUCUACUUCACGAGUUGGCUUGGGACAGAGUCUUGUUGUGGGAAUGGGAGGCGAUAUGCUACCAGGCACGACCCUGGCAGAUGGACUGAAGCUCUUCUUCAACCAUGAUGAAACCAAGGGAAUCAUCGUCAUUGGAGAAAUUGGGGGCGAGGCGGAGCUCGAAGCCGCGGAGCUCAUUAGAGAACAUCGCCGCACGUCCCCAAGACCCAAGCCUGUCAUAGCGAUGGUAGCAGGGCGCACGGCGCCUGAAGGAAAGGCCAUGGGACAUGCUGGUGCGAUAUGGAGAGAUGGAGAUGUAACUGCAGAGGCUAAGACUAAAGCUCUAGAAGAUGCAGGAGCUAUCAUCGCGCCGCACCCUGGAGUCAUGGGCGAAAGGAUGAAGGAGUUGCUUGGGAUGUAAUGUGUUGCUUCCCUUUCUUUCUCUCACCUUCGCCGAUACCAUAAGGUCAGGAUUCCUCUCACAGUUAGAAACUCAGCAUCAACAUAGCACAUCACAUCACAGAUAUCAGCAAAAGCUACAGUCCAAAAUGUUUGAUCUGGACAGAAAAUUCGAAAUCGACCCCUCUACCAAAAGAGUCUAUCUCGGAGAGUAUUACAACCUCUGCUUUGACUUUCACGC